Anopheles merus is the source of this 4791-nucleotide messenger RNA. Its product is annotated as mucin-5AC. The record is from RefSeq and is a predicted model, not a curated record. Gene Ontology annotation, molecular function: serine-type endopeptidase inhibitor activity. NCBI's taxonomy places the organism in Eukaryota, Metazoa, Arthropoda, Insecta, Diptera, Culicidae. The transcript is spliced from 5 exons. Bases 364 to 4758 code for a protein of 1464 amino acids.
AUACUUCAGCUUUCGGCCAGGGGUUUUUGGCGAACAGUCGACAGUCAAGUGGCUUCAGUGAUCGCACGCCCUCAUUAAUUAGCCCUGCCGGUAGAUCGAAAGAUCGCUCACCAGAAAGCAGAAUUUAAUCAUAAGAAUCGAUCGAUCGUCUGGUGAUCGUGCUGCUCCAAGAUAGCCGGAGGUGGCGAGCGUGAGGGUGUGAAACUACGUCCCGUAAGUGACGGUGGCCGGCGAAGAAAACAAACUCCAAGACACGCACUGCGCUGAAUGCAAGCUUUCUUUUGAAGUGUUUGUUUCGCCAAUCACAGUCGAUACAGGUGGCACACUAUAGGCGCACACGGUUUGGCUUCUUGCAAGCUUCAAAUGGGGAGCUUCGGAGCUUUGCUGCUUACUUUGACACUGAUCAUCGGCCCGUUGGCGCACGGUGCCAAGCUGGGCAAUGGAGUGUGCAAAAAUUGCAAAAAUAAAAAUGAAGCUGCCAACAGCCAACGGUUAAUAGCGAGCCCAAUUAAUCUGCUCAAUCCCGACCGCUACGAGUUCUUCACGCUGGACGAUAAGGGCAAGGUGGUGAAGCGCAUUAUGACGUUCAAGGAGAUACAGAGCAUCGUGGCCGGCAGCGACAUUACCGAGCUGAAGCUGUUUGCCAACAAAAACAACAACGAUCGCAUCGUAUCUAGCGUCGUCUCGAACGUUAGAAACGUUCUGAACAAUGAACUGAAUCUCUUGAACGGGCAUGAUGCGAUCGACACAGCCGAACAGCAGCAGAUGCCCAUCUCGGACGUGAUCAAUUCACCGCACGAUCCCCCAGGUGGUACCUCCACCAUGUACGAUGUGUUGCACAAGCUGGGUGAAAAUUUGGUAACGUUUAAGCCGGAAAGGACCACGACAGCACGCCCAUCGGUGACUCCGGAGCGUACGACGACGACAACCACGACCACAACGACCACAACGACCGCUACUCCUCCACCGGAAGAUCUAACUACACGCUGGAUUUUAAGAACGACACCUAAACCGUUCACUACCACGGCACAGCAGGUAACUGAACGAGCAACACACUCGACAACGACAAGACCGAGGAUAAGCUCAACGGAACGUACCACCACGGCACGGUCCACCGUUCGUCCCGUGGAGACGACAACAAAACAGAGAACUACCACCACUGUACACGCCACGGAACGACCCACGACCACCGAAAGACCGAGUGUAAGAUCUACGGAAAAACCAGCCGUUUUCAAGACGACGACCCUGCCAUCCACGACAGUACCAACCACACGCAGAACUACAACGGAACGGCCAACGACGACCACGACGACCACGGCGGCAGCCACCACGACCACCACGGCAGCCACCACGACCACCACGGCGACAACUACGACUACUGCUAAACCGAUAAAACAAUCGACUGUUGGUCGUCCAUCCACAACCACCAUCACCACUGCCUCCAACCCUAUUACGGAAGCGCCAAUGCUAAAGUGGUCUGCCUCAUCGCUAGCCUCCGUACGAUCGACAGAAACACCCGCACUGAAACCGUCUACAACGACGACAACCACAACGGAACCACCGGCAAUGUUGAAACAGGCACACCCAUUAACGGUUACAAUCCGUUCCACCGAUGCACCGACGACCAGGACAUCUACGACUCAAUCCACGACUGAGUCAUCGAGCACAAAAAUGACAUCACCCGCCUUGGCAGAGCAGCCGGUGAUGCUAAAGGUUUCAGCUACAGUUAUGAAACCAACGGAACAAUCGGUCGAACACUCCUCCCACCGAUCGGAAGAGGUAUCGGAAAGCACCAACUUUGUAGAGUAUUCGACCGAACAAUCGUCGGAAAAGUGGGACGAUAGUAGUAGUGGCUCGAGUAGUGAAGCGACUACCUACACUACUUCGGAGGAAACAUUAUCGGAAGCUUCGACGGAGCUUUUAAUGAACAAACUGAACGAAAUAGUACAACAGCCACUGACAGUAGAACCGGCAACGAUGAAUGUAUCAGAUAGUACUACCCCCGACUCCACGGUUAGUGCAAAUCGUGUAGUAACAUCGGAAGCUACGGAGCCUACCUUAAAAGAUACAGUAACGGAGGAGGAUGAUCGUGAGUCUUUGGCGGAUUUGGACACAAGCGAUGAUGAGUAUAAUUCCACCGACGAAGAGCUUGCAACUACCAGUGGAUUUAUCACGUGGUUUACGGAUCCUAUUAGCUCGCCGUCAAAGCAACAGAUCGAUGCAAUUUUCAAGGAAACGAACGCGGCAUUCGACGAUGAAUCGAAAUCUGCGAUCACGGGAAGCACAUUGGUAGAUGAUACCCUUCCUACCACCACCGUCACCUCAGUCGAGAUGGAUAGCUCAACGGCACAAGAUUCUGCCAGCGACGAACAGUCUGAUGAGGUGCAGCUCACUUCUUUGAAUUUGGACAACGAAGAAACAACAACAGCAGCAGCAGCAACAGCAGCCGAAACAUCAGAUGACGAUGACGAUGAUGAUUCCUACUUCUUCCAAACCGAAUCGGAGCAAAGCGUGCUGCAAGACACCUCCACCAUACCAUCCGAUGCGCAGCACGCUAUACAUAAGAUUAUCGAGUCGCUCCAAUCGAUUAACGAUGAUUCGGCGAGUCAUGAGACGGAGGAAGCGGACUCACAGGAAGCUCCCUACACGGAGGACAUUCCCGGAAUGAGCUACGACACGGAUGCGCAGAGUUCGAUCAACGCCAUUAUUCAAUCGCUCGGCCAAGGUGCGCUCGGUGGUAGCGAGAGUGGCAUCUUUUCCAUUGCCACCACUACCGAUAUGAUCACCACCUCGGGAGAGGUCGAAUCGACGACAAUGGUUAGUGAAGCUCCUGUCAAAAACAACUCUCCCACCAAAACAUCCAUUUCUACCACGGAAAAGAUUUCGUUACCGAGCUCUACACCCUUGAGCAGUUCGUCGGUACCCGAUGUGGCGAAAACACCUAAGCCUGAUGUGGUAGCCUCCACUGAAACGGAACCUGAAACGGGAAGCUUCAACUACAACACCAACAUAAUGGACACGAUCGAGAAGUUUUUGAGCAGCUUUGCAAGCCUGCCGAAGGAAAGCAGCUAUGCGGCGAACCUUACCGAGAUGAACAUACUUAGCGACUAUCCUGCCGAAAUCAACAUGACUGACUACGUCGAUCGUACGGCAACGGUAGCGUCGGUAUUGAAAUUCCCCCACACCGCUAGCCAGGAAGUGGCCGCUGACCGAACGGAAGAUGAAGCUGACAAGAGGGAAGAUGAGUCCUCGUUGGAAGAUGCACCGGCAACCAUCGAGCCGGAAAUGAUCCUGCCCGAUCAACCCAUCCUAAGCGAAACGGUCGCUUCCUUUAUGAAGCUGGGCGAAAUGCUAACCAUGGGCACACGGGUAAGCUCUACGGAAGAGAACCCAACGCCCGUACAACAGCUGGAAGUGAAGGCAGCGAUCGACGAGGAGGAAACGGAGCUGUUGCGCUUCCUCUCCAUCUGCAGUACGCUCGGUACGACCGUGUACAACUACCUGCUAACGGACGACCCAACAACCAACGAGGGGCGAUCGAUGAUGGCUGGACAAAGUUUGGUGUAUUCUCCAUUUGCCACGCUAACUACGCUCUCGAUGCUAUUCCUUGGAACACGCGGCACCACAGCAGAACGCAUCAACGGUGUAAUUGGGCUGGACGAGAUGACUUCCUUUAAUCCGCAUCUGUUCUUCAAAUCGGUCGCCGAAGAUUUGAAGCCAAAAUACAGGCGCACGACUGCACGCGCGGUUGACCAGGAAGGAUCGAGCUUCUCCCGGACGUUGCUAAGCGACGAGUCGCGCGGAGGGUUGCAGCGAUUCUUCAAAGCACGUGUACAGGAAAUUUACUCCGCAGUGGCAGAAACGGUUGAUUUCCGGCAGAAGGAUAUGCUGCUCCGGCACAUGAGUGGAGAUUUUCCGCGAGAAGAUGUGGACACGCUGAAACAGCUGCGCUCACCGUUGGUGUCCAUCAGCAGGAAUCGCUAUCGCCAUGAAUGUAACAGUGCCGCUACGACCUUCGGUACGAUGCAGUUCGCACGAUCCGGUGGUAGCCAAAGCCCUGAAUCAUCCUCCGUUGCACUGCCAAGCGUAUCAUUCCGCUCCGGCUUUUCGACCGGUUUUUCCAAGGCUCUCGAUGCAACCAUUCUUGCCCUGCCCGGCUCCACCAGCAACGUGUCGGUGUUUUUCCUUAAACCUUCCCCCGACUCGGAUGUAUCCACUCUCGAGACACACCUCCGGAACCAGAGCAUAUCGAGCGUGCUGAAGCUGUUCCCCGACGAAACGGUACGAAGCGCUUACACCGAGGUACAGCUGCCCUACUUCACACAAACCACCAUCUACAACAUGACCCAAAGCAUUCGACGGCUGGGCCUGCAGAAUCUGUUCGAGCCGAAUGUGGCCAACUUUAACGGGCUGCAAGAUUCGUCCACCUCCAACCUCUAUCUGUCGGAAAUCUUGCAGACGGAUUCGUUUGCCAUGUGCGGUGGUGGUGAGCUGGGAGCAGCGAGAAAUUUGCCGUUCCGUAGUUUCUCCACCAAUCUGGUCAAGCACAGUGUGCUAACGACGGAUUUGGCUGAUGGUAACAGCAGCAGUAGUAAACUGAUGCGUCGCAAUCGUCGAAAGCUUGCAUAUCGAAACCGUUCCACUUUCGAUGCGCAACAGGGACAGGAUAGCAAGCUGGUGUUUGAUACACCGUUUCUGUACUUGGUAAGACACAAUCCGACGGGAAUGGUCCUUUACAUGGGACGUUUUGUAGGUUAAUAUGUUUAAUAAUAAUUAAAUAAUAAAAUACAU